AUCAGGUGAGCCGAGAUGGGUGCUUACAAGUACAUCCGGGAGCUAUGGAGGAAGAAGCAGUGCGAUGUCAUGCGCUUUCCUCUCAGGGUGCGCUGCCGGCAAUACUGCCAGCUCUCGGCCCUGCACAGCCCCCGCCCUACCCGGUCCGAUAAGGCGUGCCGACUGGGAUGCAAGGCCAAGCAAGGUUACGUCACAUACUGGAUUCGUGUGCGCCGUGGUGGCCGCAAACGCCCCGUUCCUAAGGGUGCUACCUACGGCAAGACUGUCCACCAUGGUGUUAACCACCCGAAGUUUGCUCGGAGCCUUCAGUCUGUCACCGAGGAGCGAGCUGGACGCCACUGUGGGGCUCUGCGGGUCCUGAAUUCUUACUGGGUUGGUGAAGAUUCUACAUACAAAUUCUUUGAGGUUAUCCUCAUUGAUCCAUUCCAUAAAGCUAUCAGAAGAAAUCCUGACACUCAGUGGAUCACCAAACCAGUCCACAAGCACAGGGAGAUGCCAGGGCUGACAUCAGCAGACCGAAAGAGCCCUGGGCUUGGAAAAGGCCACAAGCUUCACCACACAAUUGGUGGUUCUCGCCGUGCAGUUUUGAGAAGGCGCAAUUCUCUCCAGCUCCACCUUUACCGCUGAUAUAAGUAAUGUUUGUAAAAUUCUUACCUAAUAAACAAUUUAAGACAUU
Molecule: messenger RNA, 676 nt
Organism: Vicugna pacos (alpaca)
Lineage: Eukaryota; Metazoa; Chordata; Mammalia; Artiodactyla; Camelidae
Source: RefSeq, a predicted model, not a curated record